AUGGGAUCGGACGAUCCCGAGGACCCCACAGAUCCAGCAGCAGUAGCAGCAGCAGCAGCAGAUAUGCAGCAGCAGGAGACACAGGAGGCAGCAGGUGAGGAGACACCCGAAAUUGUCCCCUUGUCUCCUUCCUUAGGUAGUAGGAGUAGCCUAGGAAUUGAAUAUACCCAACACCCUCCAUACUGGGGAUCGGGUGUCUCUUGCCUGGGAUCGAGUGGGAUCGUGUCUACAUGGGAUCAUUUGUACAUGGGAUCGUGUGGGAUCGCCUGGGAUCGUGUGGGGAUCGUGUGGGAUCGCCUGGGAUCGUGUGGGGAUCGUGUGGGAUCGCCUGGGAUCGUGUGGGAUCGCGUGGGAUCGGGAGGGGGCCCCUCAGGACAAGCAGCUGCAGCAAGACUUGCUAUAGCUAGGGCCCUUGUUGAUGCAUGCGAAGAUUGUCAACCAGAGCUAGAGGAAGCAAUGAUGUUAUAUGAAGACACAAGACAAAGAAUGCCUAAAAUGCCGGGAAGAAUGAAGGCAAGAAAACAGAGACAGUGGUCUAAGAGAUAA
This is a messenger RNA of Eimeria maxima, 546 nucleotides long. RefSeq names its product ribosomal protein S9 domain-containing protein, putative. The record is from RefSeq and is a predicted model, not a curated record. NCBI's taxonomy places the organism in Eukaryota, Apicomplexa, Conoidasida, Eucoccidiorida, Eimeriidae. Gene Ontology annotation, molecular function: structural constituent of ribosome; RNA binding. The transcript has 4 exons. Gene Ontology annotation, cellular component: mitochondrial small ribosomal subunit; ribosome. The coding region runs from base 1 to 546 and encodes 181 amino acids. Gene Ontology annotation, biological process: translation.